CCAAGGUACCGCGGCAGCACAACUAAGGCACAAUAGCCGAGAAGAAACAAUACAAACACACCACCCAAAAGAAGAGAAAAUCUCCAGAGACCCUCUCUCGCUCCUCCUCCCCCUUCUCUCUCCUCCCUCCCUCGGCCUCCUCUCUCUCCUCCGCGAUCCCGAUCGUCCCAAAUCUUUGGAAACCCUAAUUUUUGAACUUGCACAUUGUUCGAAACCCUUAUCGCUCAGAAAUUUUGAUCACUCUAUUUUAUUAUUCCGAUUUCGCCGACUGUAUCUAUCGCGGCUCUCGCAAACCCUAGCCUUUUUGUUUGGUUCUUGUUAUGGCUGCGAUUAACGCCACGAACAAGAGCAGCAACCCCGAAACGGCGCCGUCUCCGGCCUUGCAGUCGCCGCGUAACGCUGGCGAGAGUGUCAGCAGCCCGACCCAAUCGCGGCGCCCCACCAGGUCAGUCUCGUCGCCUUGGACUCAAAUCGUCCGCGGCGAAUCUGAGCCGAUCGCGGCCGUUCCUUCGUCGCCAUCGGCGGCUGUGACUGAGCCAGCUGUCGCUGCGGCGGCACCUCCUCCCCUUCCUUCUUCUUUUUCGGCUAAUCAGACUCAGUCUAACUCGGCUCCUCAGUCGAAUUCGUCUUCUCCUCCGCCGGUGGAGGAGUCGGUGGGUGAGGGAUCAGAUAACGGCAAUGCGGGUAAGAGGCCAGCUUGGAACAAGCCUUCUAAUGGGGCUGUCGAGGUUGGGCCUGUAAUGGGAGCUGUGUCUUGGCCUGCCUUGUCCGAGUCGGCUCGGGCUUCCACCAAAUCGUCUUCUGAAUCUCUCAAAGGUGUAUCAGAACCCUCGUUGUUGUCUGUCUCCGUACCGCAGGGAACUGGAAUCACAACUAUCUCAUCACCGAAGCAAGGGAAUCCUUCUACUCCAAACCAUACUGGACUUAUGCGCCAGAGAUCGAUGAAACGAAAUAAUGCAAAUGCCUCCUCUAAUGGUGGUGCUCCCCAGCAUCAAUCAUCUUCUGGUCAAGGUGGUGAACUGCCUUCAAGUAACCCACCUCCGAAGGAGCAUACCCAUAGAAAUGCAUUUGGGUCGCAAUCUCACAGCAAUAAUGAUCAUCCGCAACAACGUAACUCCUUCAGGAACCGAAAUAGUGGUUCACAUCCUCGUGGAGAAGGUUCUCAUCACAACUAUAGGCGGGAUCAGGACCGUGGAAAUCAAGAUUGGAACAGUCCUCGAAAUUUUAACAAUAGAGACAACCACAUGCAUUCUCCAAGAGGUGUCCCUAGGAUGAUGAGGCCUCACCAAACACCUCCACCACCACCACCUAAUGCUGCCCAAUUUAUUCACCAGCCGCAGAUGAGGGCUUUUGGUGGUCCUAUAGGGUUUGAUAUGCAACCUCAUCAACUGGUAUAUGUUGCACAUUCACCGCAUGAGCCACUUGUACCUUUUGUUGCACCACUGAGACAUCCCAUGAUGUUUCCUGCUCCAGAUCCUCAGCUGCAUACUAAAAUCAUUAAUCAGAUAGAUUAUUAUUUCAGUAAUGACAAUUUAAUUAAAGAUACAUACUUGAGGCGGAACAUGGAUGACCAGGGAUGGGUUCGUAUUAAAUUAAUAGCAGGCUUCAAAAAAGUUCUGAGUUUGACAGACAACAUUCAGCUUAUACUGGAUGCUAUGAGAAUGUCAACUGUUGUGGAAGUACAGGGUGAUAAAAUAAGGCGGCGUAAUGAUUGGGAGAGAUGGGUAAUGCCAGCCGCUCAGCCUCCAAAUGCCUCAGGCUCUCAAGCCCUUGGAAACUCCGGUCCGGAUACGCUGUCAGCUCAUAUCCAAAGUAUUGCACUGGACGAGAAGACCACUAACAACAAUGUUGAGAACAAUAAUCAGCCGCAGCCAUCCAGUGGUGAUGGAACAGGUCAAUUCGGUGUUCAAGCAGGUGCUGAUCGCUCUAUUUCAGCAAGAAAUUAGAGUAUGAGGCAUGGAUGUGCACUGACGAUGCGCACUCGUGGAGAGAAAUGAACUUGUGGGAAGAGAGGUUUAAAAGACACGCUGGUGAAUAUCUAGUUUUCUCUUUCUUUUUUUUCCUUUUUCUAUUUUUUUUUGGAAAAUAGUACUGCUGCCUUGGCAUGAUGAAACGGGCUUUCUCACCUGGCAAAUAGAAAGAAACAAAAAUCGGGAAAAAGAGAAGCAUCUAGGAACAGAAGCAAAAGACUAGUUGGGGAAGGAAAAAAAUGCUAAACGUUGACAACUCAAGCUAGUAGCAUGAGUUUAUUGGGAUUGCUGUACUUUUUUGUUUUUUUUGUUUCGGUUUUUUAACUCCUGUUAAAUUUUAUGUUGGCAUGGUUGGUGUUCUUUUGGGGAAAUUUUUGCUGUCUUUUCCCCAUACUGCCCCCUCAGCUGGUUUUUACAAUCUCUGGGGUCAGACAACCUCCAUUUUCUGGAGGAGAAUAUGUGAUUUUGAGCGUGAUGGAUGGAUGGAUGGAUGAAGGUGUUGGGGGUUUGCCUCCGCGUAAUGAGGGGAGAGGGUGGCAUUUGCCGGAUUCCCGCUGGAUGGUGCUACAGCAAAUUUGGCCUAGUUAUCGAUGGGAAGAGGAUCUCUCUUGAUAUUUUCUCAUAUAAUUAUAUAUUUAGAAUUAAAUUGACAUAAUGUAUACGUUUCUAUGAAUCUUCAGCAUUUGAGGAUUUAGUGCAUAAAUAGUUCCUGGUGGAACAAACCGGUGAGUGUUGUCCAGGUCGGAUCUGGAUUUGGGUUGGUUGUUCAUGUUUGUUGCACUUUUGGAGCUCUUGUGGGAUCUUUGACCUGCUUUGGAUCAUUGGAUUAUAUUUUAUAUUUUUAAUUAAAUGUACCAGAUGGUAUUUAUUUAAUUCCUUUGUAGUCCUUUUUA
This is a messenger RNA of Malus domestica (apple), 2863 nucleotides long. RefSeq names its product la-related protein 1C. The record is from RefSeq and is a predicted model, not a curated record. Gene Ontology annotation, molecular function: RNA binding. NCBI's taxonomy places the organism in Eukaryota, Viridiplantae, Streptophyta, Magnoliopsida, Rosales, Rosaceae.